AUGCUGAAGCAACAUUAUAUUUUGCAGCAACGAUACUAUAUUCAAACAUUUGCGAUUGUAGUUAUUGCACCUAUUGUAGUUUUAUUGAUAGUAUUAGGAUUAGAGACAUCGACGAGAAAUUUGAUAAGACAGGAUAUCAAUAAAUAUCGAGAUGUUCUAAAUAACGCCGCCAUGUUAUCCAAUGCAGAGCUUGUAGUAGAAGAUAUAAAUAAAAAGCUUGCAAUUUGGGAUUUACCAGGAUUAUACCAAUGCGAGCCUCCAGCCCGCGAAAAAACUAAAUGCAUUACCUUGUUGUAUGCGCCUAUUGAUCAACGAGCAACCAAAAUUAUGCAAAAUUUCGUAAAUAAAAACCAAAAACGCACAGGGAACAAAUUGGAUCUUAGUGACAGGCUAUUGAUGGAUUUAAAUCCUCCAAAGCAUAACCUUGGAAUUGUCCCAGUGUCCUCGAGUGAUUUUAUUUAUAGCUAUUCAUUACUAAAUCCAAAAGUAGUAGAUUUCGCAGUCUCUUUUGAAUUUCCCGAUGAUGGUAGAGUGGAAUACACACUUUGGUAUAACUUUACAACUGUACAAAAUAAAACAAUCUAUGGCGAAGAAACUCAAAUAAAUACGAAUUCAAGAAUGAUUGGCCUAAUGAAAUUUAGCGCACAUUCUAAUAAAAUUCUGGAUAUUGUAAUUGAUCACUACGGGAAUAAUCUUCUGUCAAUAAAAAGAGGAAUCGAAGAAGCAAUUUUAAUGUCCAAUGGAUUGCCAAAUGCACAAAUUGAUAUUAAGCUAAAAGAAUUUCCAGAUAUGCAAAUGAAUAUUGAUGAUAGCAACAAUACCAAUAACGAAAAUGGAGAAUUUAUUGACCCGGAUAUUUUUCAAUCGGUUGGGAUGUUUUUGGUGGUUCCGGUUCUAUUACUUUUUAUAGUGGCUGGUGUUAUGGAAACAAUACGUGAAAAGGAAUAUGGACAAAGAAAUUGGAUGGAAAUGAUGGGUUUGAGACCAAGUGUAUAUUGGUUAUCACACUUUAUUAGUGCUGGGUAUCUCGUUGUUUUCCAAUCUUUGAUAUUGAUCAGUCUUGUACUUGGUGCAGCCUUCGUACUUUCUUUGUUAGCAUUCAUUUACUUAUCUAUUGUCGUCGAGUUUUGGGCCAUUUGGUAUAUUUCUGAAAAAAAAAUUGCAAAAGGUGAUUUCUCGAAACCACAAGGUACAUCUGCCGGAUGGAUAAUCGGACUUUUCUUACCAUUUUUCCAAUUUGCGGAACUCUAUUCACAAAUUGUCUUGAAAUCAACAAAAACUCCAUCAUAUACUGAUAAUCCUGGUUUCUCUUGGAAUGAACUAAAAAGCCAAACUCUUUAUGAUAUAAAAGAAAUCGAGCCAUUCCUGCCACAACCAUACUACCCUUUGAUAAUUAUGUCUGCUCAAAUUAUUGUCUACACUAUGGCAGUUUGGAUUAUAGAUCAAGUUCCAAAAUUCUAUGCUAGGAAUUUUGGCCAAAGCUAUCAAGAAACGUCAAAUGAUACACAAUAUGUAAACUUGGAUGAAGAUUUAGCAAACGAAAGAUUUCGUGCACUUGAUUUCAAUCAGCCAUUUGCACUUCGAAUUGUUAAGAUUGUCAAGGAAUUCAGAGGAAAUUUAUUCUCAAAAUCCAGAGAAAAGAAACUUGCAGUUAAUGGUUUAUAUUUGACAGCUGAAGAUGGACAAAUGUUUGCUUUAUUGGGUCAAAAUGGGGCUGGAAAAACAACAACAAUCUCUAUUAUUGCUGGUCAUUUACAACCAACAUCCGGCAAUGCCUCAAUCUACAAUAAGGAUAUCAUCACAAGCAUGGAUUCGAUUCGAAGAUCAUUGGGUUUCUGCCCACAACAUGAUUUAUUAUAUACGGAUUUAACCUGCGAAGAGCAUAUAAACCUUUUCGCAGGAAUAAAAGGAAUCGAAUUGGACGUAGAGGAGUUAUUAGGAAAAGUAGAUUUGGUGAAAGCUAAAAAUUUCCCCUCGAGUAAAUUGAGUGGCGGGAUGAAGCGGCGGCUGAGUGUUAUUAUUGCGUCAAUUGGAGAUCCAAAGAUAUUAAUUUUGGAUGAACCAACGACGGGUAUGGAUCCAUUGAAUCGACGAAAAAUGUGGUCCUUUUUAUCUGAAUACAAAAAGAAUCGAAUAAUUCUUUUCACAACACAUUCGAUGGAAGAAGCAGAUUUGCUUGGCGAUCGUAUCGGAAUUAUGGCACAUGGAAAACUACGAGCAAUAGGAAGUUCAACACAUCUUAAGAAUAAGUAUGGGAUUGGAUAUCGCAUUCAAAUCCAAACCGACCCGGCAAAUAUAGAAUCCGUACAAGAAUGGGUCUCUCAACUUGUUCCGCAUGCUAAACUUCAAAAUUCCGAUGGUGGUGAAUUAAUAUACCAAAUUCCGCCAACCGCGAUGAAUGAUAUAGGGGAUUUCGUUAAUUUGCUCGAAGAGAAUCCUAAUGGAGUGAUUAAUGGCUGGGGAAUAAUGAAUACCACGUUAGAAGAUGCAUUUUUAAGAAUCUCGAAAGAAGAAGACGAUAGCAAUGACGAUAACUACUUUACUAUUUCUACUUAA
This is a messenger RNA of Ambispora gerdemannii, 2556 nucleotides long. Lineage: Eukaryota; Fungi; Glomeromycota; Glomeromycetes; Archaeosporales; Ambisporaceae. The record is from the annotation of a GenBank genome assembly.